UAUACAGACCCCUCUUAACCGCUUUUUUGUUUUUUCGCUACCUGUUUUUUGUUGUUAACGGAAAUGUGUUUUUUUGUUUUUAGUGUUGGUUCUUUAAUGUUUGUCCCUUAGCUAUCCUCACCUUUCUUUUAGUUCCCAUCGCUGCAACUGCGCCCUUUUACACACUUUAGCCUUCAAACUGUAACCUCCUCUCCAGCACCUUUCCAACCUACCGUGGUGUUGACAAGUGUGUGUGUGUGUGUGUGUGUGUGUGUGUGUGUUCGUAGAAACGCCAGAGGGAGAACCCCUAGCCGUCCAUUGACGGUACCUUUAAACCGGGGCAAUUCAUUCACCCUUCAUAUCAACCGGAUGGCUUUUCCCUAUCAACGAGCCUUACACACACACUUGGGGGUUGUUCGGCGGUGGUGGAAUGUGAGACACACUAUGUGUAUGUGUGUGUGUGUGUGCGUGUCAGUGGCUGAAUCGACAAGGAUCGACCGUCAUCGCCGCACACACAGGUGCGCAAUUAGCUUGAGCCCGGCAUCCGCCGCUGAACCUUUUGUCCACUACAUUUGCGCUUAAACCGGUCGUCCGCUCUCCCGCACUUUACAAAAGCGUGAAGUGCACACACUAACACACACACACACACACACAUCCAUGAAGGGAAAUAACUCUCCCGUUUUGCUUUUUGGGGGAAAAAAAGGCUCGCUGGGCCCCAUGAAAGCCCAGCCAACAGAAACGCGUGAGCGCGAGCGAGAGCGAGCUUGCAAUUGAAACAAAAGCAAGAAAGAAAAAAAAACGGAACGAACACGAACACCACCAAUGUGGGUCCCCAAUAUACCAUGCCAUGCCUGUACAUACAGUGUACGGUUUGCGGGCGGCCGUUUAAAUUAUAUGAACAAACGUGUACCACAGGUGCUGACGGUGGUGGUGGGGCCGCGGCGUUCUCUUCUCUUACCCUUUGCUUCACCUUCGCUGUCCCUGUCUCGCUCUCUCCCUCUCUCUCUCGCUCCCUGGGGCGCCAUUAAAAAGCAUCGGAUUGCGGGCGAGCGACCUGUAAGCGAGCGUGCUUGUGUGUGUGUGUGCGAAAGGUACGAUCCCGAUCGUAACACGCUCGCGAGGGUAGCUCGAGUGUCGCUUCGUUCACGCACCGCUUGUUUGCUUGAGCGUCUCGACGAGAGAACACACGCCCGUAGCGUGCGGCGUCCGUAGCGCGCAUCUCGUGUAUUGGGGGAGCUUACGGACUGUGGGAUUUUUUUCUUUCUUUAGCUGUGUGUGGUGUCUGCCUCCUCCUGGGCACUCCUAGUGUACCCUUACUGUGUGCGGUGCGUGUGUGUGAGCGGAUUGCACAGAAGCGAGCUUCAAGUGCGAUCUUGCCGGGGUGCGAUUCUCGCUCGAAAAAGAGAGAGAGAGACGGAGAGGGAGAGGCAGAAGGAAGAAACGAAACGAAAAAAUGGCAACCGUGCAAGUGCGAAUCAACGCUGAACGCUGCUGUGCCCUUAGCAAAACCUAACCUUGGCGAAAAAGAUCGGUUCGCCUGCCGUGUGCGCGUGUGUGUUUGCGCUCCGCUACUGCUGUGCCGCGGCCGUGCUACAGACCACGGUUGACAAAAGGAUGUGUUUUAGUGAGUGAUGGAAACAGAUAACAAACCAUAAAAAAACUGAUCCAAGCGUUAAGUGAAUCACGGGUUGCGGCGACGACGCUACUAAGUGGCGAUGGCGGCGGCGAAAAAGAACCGAAUUCUAAGAUGGCGCAGCGAAGGAUGAUGAUGGUGGAGCGCUCGAUCCAGCAGCUGCGGGAAAUGGCGAAGACGUGCUGCGCUCGGCUGGAAAAAACUGCGACCGACAAAUGCUCGCACCGAGCGGCCGGGUCUUUCCCAGUGGUGGCCAUGGCGGGGUGAAUCAACUAGGCGGGGUGUUCGUGAAUGGGCGCCCACUGCCCGACCUGGUCCGGCAGCGGAUCGUCGAGCUGGCGCACAACGGCAUCCGGCCGUGCGACAUCUCGCGCCAGCUGCGCGUCAGCCACGGUUGCGUCUCGAAGAUACUGUCCAGAUACUACGAAACGGGCAGCUUUAAGGCGGGCGUGAUCGGCGGGUCGAAGCCGAAGGUGGCGACGCCGCCGGUGGUGGAAGCGAUCGCCGCCUACAAGCUCCAGAACCCGACCAUGUUCGCGUGGGAGAUCCGCGACAAGCUGCUGGCGGACGGUAUCUGCGUGCACGAUAAUGUGCCCAGCGUGUCGUCGAUCAAUCGCAUCGUGCGCAACAAGGCGGCGGAAAAGGCAAAGUACAGCUCACAGCGCUCGGACAACAGCGGCAUGGACAGCCCGCGGAUUCUGUCGCGCAACAAUCAGCAGCAGCAGCAAAGUCAGCAGCAGCAGCAGCAGGAGUGUCUCAAUCAGCAGAUGCAGGCCGACCAGGAAUCGAUGAAGUCACCGCAGCAGGUGGAGAACGUUGCGUCGCAGUCGUACAGCAUCAACGGGUUGCUCGGCCUGUCGCAGAAGUCACUGUCCGGUUCGAGCUCGAAACGGCGUCGCAUCAAGGAAGAUCCCGACAUGAAGGGUAGCAUGCUGAGCUGCAUCAAGCGUGACAAGGAGGCCAAAGACAUGUCGGAGAGCAUGCUGCACGACAGCAUAGGCAAGGGAGGCGGUCAAGAUCAGCAGCAACAGCAGCAGCAGCAGCAGCAGCAGCAGCAGCAACAGGACAAGGGUCACGAUCUGUUCGUCGGUGGUGUGGACUUCGUUAGCUCGCUUGCGAUGGCCCAGGACGAUGGGAACAAUCCGGACAAUCAGCAGGCCGGCUUCAGCAGCAUGCGCACCGGCCCCCGGCCCGGCACGAUGAGCAGCAGCCCGAUCCGGUCGCGCGAAAACGCCCUCUUCCUGCUGGCGGGCGGUGACAAGGCGCACAAGUACCACCGCACGGACGAGCCGAUGCCGACCGGCGUCAUCAUCGAGGACGACAGCAGCGCCCGCAAGCACCAGCAGCAGCAGCAGCAGCAGCAACAAGCACACCAGGCCAACGACGUGAAGACGACCUACGACAAGAUACUCGCCGGCGAGCUCGUACCGGGCAGCGGGGUGAAGCGGACGAGCAGCAGCGCCAACAAUGCCGCCACCGAACCGUCCGCCCUGACGCAGUCGAUCGAGUUCCUGAGCGACAUGAACAACAACAUCGCGCAGAACCAGCACCAGGGCUUUGCGGCGGCCGCGUACGACGGCGCGUACAGUGCGGCGGACGCGGCCGACACGGCCGUCCAGCUCAAUCCGCACCUGGCCGCCUGCUCCUCCAACUACUCCGCCUUCCUGCAGAACACGGACCAGUUCGCGGCGGCCAACCCGGAGCUGAUCUUCCCGACCGCGGCCUACACGCAGUACGCGGCGCCCGGCUACGGCACGUUCAACUACAACUCGUCCUUCGCCAACAACAGCCUGUGCCGGGACCUGGGCCAGAUCCACUACCCGGAGGAGCAGUAGUAGUAGGCGGCGGAAGUGUAGCAGUAAUUGUAGCAAUAAGCAAUAAGGUACGCUAGCGGGUAAAGGAGCCGGCGGUGGUUACGUGGAACGGAGUGAUUUCUUUAGCCCGUACGAAUAUAUAUAUAUAUCGAGGACAACGAGGAGAGGGAAGAAGGAGCGGAGCAGGAGAGGGAAGCGUGUUGUGCGUUGAUUUCCGUGUUAAAGCAGAACACUUAAACAUAUACAAUUUACAAAGAAAAACAAACAAACAAAAACCACUAAAUCACAAUUUACAAAACUGAUGAACAAAUGAUUUAUAUUGCCUCCUUCUCCUGGGAGGAGAAGACGACGUCGACGACGAAGAUGUUGCGCAUUUACACAAACACACACAUACGUGUUACGUACAUUUCACGCGGCCAGUGGGUGGGUGGGCCCGAUCAAGCACCGAAACGGACGGGGGCUCGGUGUUCGCGGCAAAAAAAAUACUCGACCCAAACCACGCGAUCGCGCCCGCGAACGUUUACGCAUUUACUGGAAGAGAGAUACACCAAACCCCUUAGGGAAUGCUGCGCGGUUAUUUUGUCUCUGUCUCUGAAAUUUAUUAAAAUAAAAGCAAAAGUGCUGCACCGAAACCAACA
Molecule: messenger RNA, 4064 nt
Organism: Anopheles arabiensis
Lineage: Eukaryota; Metazoa; Arthropoda; Insecta; Diptera; Culicidae
Gene: sv
Product: paired box protein Pax-8
Exons: 5
Coding region: 1828-3447 (539 amino acids)
Biological process (GO): regulation of transcription by RNA polymerase II; anatomical structure development
Molecular function (GO): RNA polymerase II cis-regulatory region sequence-specific DNA binding; DNA-binding transcription factor activity, RNA polymerase II-specific
Source: RefSeq, a predicted model, not a curated record